AUGUUUCAGUUUGUUCUGGUUUGUUCUCUGAAAUGAAUUUCGUUAUCAUUCUGCUAUGUCGUUUUAUGACUUUGUGUCUGGUGAGUCGUGUAAAUAAAUAAAAAUGCACGUUUGCAGUUGCCUAUUACCGUAACCGAGCUUUGUUCAAGUCGGUGAAGGUUCGUCAGCAUUGUACUACCAAGAAAUACAGUGAUACUGAAUUGUGUCGCGUGCUUUCCAACGACUGUGCGAAUCGGUUCGGUUCAUCACCGCUCAACGUUAUAUAUUUCCUUGAAUGAAAGUGAGAUUUCUCUACGAACAUUUCUAAUAUUGCAAUUGUUAUAACAUAUCCGGGCAAAUGGCGGAUAAGGCUAUAAUGAAGCAAAUUGCUGAACAAAAGCUUAAGGCUUUUUCGAUUGGUACAAUGGGUAAACGCCCAUUGAGUAAAAAAGAAUUGGAAGAGCAACGCAAAAAGGAACAGGAGCAAGCUGCGGCUCAAGCAUUUGAAGAAUUUGUGGCAACAUUUCAAGAAACACCUAGCAAAACAACCAAUAAAGUUUGGGUUAAAGCAGGAACAUAUGAUGCAGGCAAAAGACAAGAAGAUACAAGAGAAAAGGGAAAGCUUUAUAAGCCACAGUCAAAAAUUUCAGAACUACUUGAUAACAGAUCAUCAGCUGAACAGGCUCAAGAAUAUGCACGACUACUUGGUACAAAUGAAAGGAAGAUGGACAGAUUGGGAAAGAAGAAGAAAGAAGGUGAGAAGAAGAAGAGCAAUCUUGAAUUAUUCAAGGAGGAGUUGAAAAUGAUACAAGAGGAACGUGAAGAGAGGCACAAAUAUAAGGGUGUGGUAAAGACUGUAAUAUCUGCACAAUCUGAAGACCCAAUGCUGGCUGCUUUGAAAUGUGUGGAAGAUGGUUCAUUCGACAAUGGCGAUCCAAAUACUACAAACUUAUAUCUAGGAAAUUUGAAUCCAAAAAUCACCGAGCAACAACUGAUGGAAAUAUUUGGAAAAUAUGGGCCAUUAGCUAGUAUAAAGAUAAUGUGGCCACGCAGUGAUGAAGAGAAAGCCAGACAAAGGAACUGUGGUUUCGUUGCAUUCAUGAGCCGUAAAGAUGGAGAACGGGCACUGAAAAAUCUCAAUGGUCGCGACAUAAUGCAGUAUGAGAUGAAGUUAGGCUGGGGAAAGAGUGUACCAAUUCCGCCUUACCCUAUUUAUAUUCCGCCCGCUUUGAUGGACAUCACGCAGCCACCACCUCAGUCUGGUCUUCCGUUUAAUGCUCAACCGCAUCGUCGCGACAGACACAAGAUACCACGUAUCCGCAACAUCCAGACCGCGGACCCGCAGGAAAAGGAAAACUUUGAAAAGGUUUUGCAGAAUGCUGUUGUCAAAGUGGUUAUACCAACAGAAAGGAACUUAGUCAUGUUAAUACAUAGAAUGGUGGAAUUUGUAAUACGUGAAGGACCAAUGUUUGAAGCAAUGAUUAUGAAUAGAGAACUGAAUAAUCCAAUGUUCAGAUUUCUAUUUGACAAUUAUUCCGCCGCACACACUUAUUACCGCUGGAAAUUAUAUUCUAUUUUACAAGGAGACGGACAAAAGGAGUGGCACACGGAAGAUUUUAGAAUGUUCAAAGGUGGAAGCGUAUGGAGACCACCACCGAUCAACCCUUGGACACAAGGAAUGCCGGAGGAACUCAUAGAAAUGGAAGAGAGACAAGAGCCUAGAAGGGGUAGCCUUUCAAACAGUCAGCGAGAUCGUUUAGAAGAUUUAUUGCGAAACAUAUCACCUGAACGAAUAAAAGUUGCAGAAGCAAUGGUAUUUUGUAUAGAACAUGCAGAAGCGGCAGAGGAGAUUUGUGAUUGUAUUUCAGAGUCGCUAUCGAUAUUACAAACUCCAGUAAAUAAAAAAAUUUCAAGAUUAUACUUGAUAUCUGAUAUAUUGCACAACUGUGGAGUUAAAGUGACUAAUGCUACUAUAUAUAGAAAGGCGUUUGAGACACGUCUUCUAGAUAUCUUUAACGAAGUCCACCAAGCAUAUAAACAAUUUGAUAGUAGAUUGAAGGCUGAAGGAUUCAAAGUUCGUGUUAUGCGAAUGUUCAGAGCAUGGGAAGAUUGGGCAGUGUACCCGAGAGAUUUUUUAGUUAAAUUACAGAAUACUUUCUUAGGACUUGUUUUGAUGGACGAGCCUGAGCCGGAAAAUGAUGAAGAUAUCGAUGGUGCACCAUUGUCAGAUGUUGACGGGGAUGGUACUGAAGACUUGGAUGGAGUACCGUUGGAUGGUGCUGCUUUGUUGAAAGGUGCUAUGAAACAUGGCCUCACACCUCAAGCGACUUCAAAUUAUGACGAUAUCGAUGGAGUGCCAAUGGAUGAAGACAUCGAUGGAGUGCCUAUGGACGAUGACGACAGCACGAAUGCACGAAACAAAGAAGAUGAAAAGAAAUCGUCAAUGCCGGCUGGAUUUGUUCCUUCGCGAUGGGAAACUGUCGACCCUGAUCAGGUGGAAGCACAGGCAAUGACCACCAGCAAGUGGGAAGAGUUAGGUCAAAAUGAAGAUUCUAAUUCCCAAGAUACUAGUAUGGAUUCUAGCGGCAGAGAUUACAAUGAGGAAAGGCGAAACAGAUUGCGCGAAAUCGAAGUAAAAAUCAUGCAAUAUCAAGAUGAAUUAGAAAGCGGUAGAAGAACGUUAAAAUCUGGUAUGACGAUACAAGGCCAAGUGGAACACUACAGAAAGAAACUUAUAAGAAAGAGCGAGAGAGAGAUGAAAGAUUUAAAGAGCGAAGAACGUGAUGAUGAUAAACGAAGAGAAAAGAAACGGAGCACAACGCCGGAAUCUCCUAGUCAUUACAGAGAUCGGAGACGAUCAACGAGUCCAUCAGCAAAGGGCACAAGAUACAGAUCUCGCAGCAGAUCACCGCGCUGCAAACGUAGAUCUAGAUCACCAUAUAAGAAACGUGUGCCAGUUACCCCAUCACCACCUCGCAUUCGACGUACACCAUCGCCUUCCUUCUCCUCAUGCAGAGGAUCAUCACGUAGAUCUCCCACUAGUGAACGUUGCGAUAGGAAAAGACGUAGAUCACCAUCUCUGUCGCCACCGCCGCCUCCGCGUACUUCUUCCUCUAAACAUAGAGCUUGUAGUCCACCUUCUCCUUCCCCGCGUAAACAUAGGCACAAGCAUAAAUAUUAAACCACGAUAUGUUGUUUAAGAAAUUACCUUCUUCGCAGAAAAAUUCGGAUACUCUAUUUUUUAGAGCGUACAACGUUUAUUACCUCACUCUACAUUCACAUUGAUGAGGUAGGUUUUGAUGGAACACUGAACAGACGUGAUUUAUCUUAAUCAUAAUUAUUUCUUCAUGCAACUAUCUCUAUAUCGUCGAAAAAUGUAACUAAUAGAAUUUUUCAAUACUUAAUUAUUUUAAAAUAAAAAUCUUAUUUUUACACUAUAAAAUAUUUCGUAUCAUGUUUUGUGCUGCAUAACAGGAGAAUUCAUAUGUUUCAUAAAACUUUAAUACUUAAGCGCUCACUACUAGUGACUUUCGAUCAAAUUGAUCCGUGCAAGUUUUAUCUAAUAUAUAUAUUUUCUUAUAUAAAAAUAUACGAAUAAAAGAAAAAAGCUUCAUUUAUUACAAUGUAUUAUCAAAUUUUUUUUAAUUUUAAAGAUUUAACACAUAUAUACUUUUUCAUGAGUGCUUAAGCGUUGAAGAUGUAAAAUAUUUUACUGUGGGCUAAAAUUUAUUUUAUAUUGCAUGCGCUCAUUCAAUAUCUUUCAAAUACAUACUCGUUUGAAAAUCAAUUAACAGGAAAAUAUACAUACCGAUAUAAAAUAUUAAGAUAGAAUAAUUUUCUCUCUUUUCAUGAAAAGAAUAUGUCAUAUAUUUGUUAAAUAUCCUGAAAAUAUUUCAGGUCUGAGUGAAGUAAUGUUAUUUGUACAUGUAACAAGACUAUUAUUUUCUUGCAUUGUAAACAUUUCGAAUAAAUCACUUUAUAUAUAUAAAAGAA
This is a messenger RNA of Odontomachus brunneus, 3972 nucleotides long. Its product is annotated as U2 snRNP-associated SURP motif-containing protein. The coding region runs from base 338 to 3160 and encodes 940 amino acids. The record is from RefSeq and is a predicted model, not a curated record. Gene Ontology annotation, biological process: RNA processing. Gene Ontology annotation, molecular function: RNA binding. Lineage: Eukaryota; Metazoa; Arthropoda; Insecta; Hymenoptera; Formicidae. The transcript has 20 exons. Gene Ontology annotation, cellular component: nucleus.